AUGGAGGAGGUAAUUGACAACGUCACGUAUAAAUUGAAUCGUACUAAAACACUGAGGGCGCGCGGGGAACGGAGGGAGGGGGUCGGCAGACCUAAGAAGCGCGCGAGCGUCUUCCCGCUAAUCGCACCGCGUACCGUCGACCCCGUGGGGGACAGUUGUGGGAGAAAAAAAUGCGACCGAUACGAAGAAUGCGACACCUCGACGGAGGUCCUCGGCGAAGUUCAAUAUUUAUUUAAGAGGUGGGCGCGAGGGGGAUGCGGGGUGUGGCGGGGGAAGGGGGGGGGGGACGGCGCGGCAGCCCCGAGAUGCUGUCCGAAUGUUAAUUUUCACGAUGAAGCCAUUUGCCGGACGUGGAUCGACGCCAUAACGAGCCCGCCACAUUUCUCGAAACCCAUACGAGGCGGCGGCGGUCGCGCAACGCCCGCCGUCGCA
This is a messenger RNA of Iphiclides podalirius (scarce swallowtail), 432 nucleotides long. The record is from the annotation of a GenBank genome assembly. Lineage: Eukaryota; Metazoa; Arthropoda; Insecta; Lepidoptera; Papilionidae.